Molecule: messenger RNA, 2628 nt
Organism: Triplophysa dalaica
Lineage: Eukaryota; Metazoa; Chordata; Actinopteri; Cypriniformes; Nemacheilidae
Gene: adap2
Product: ArfGAP with dual PH domains 2
Exons: 11
Coding region: 629-1765 (378 amino acids)
Biological process (GO): positive regulation of GTPase activity
Cellular component (GO): plasma membrane; intracellular membrane-bounded organelle
Molecular function (GO): phosphatidylinositol bisphosphate binding; GTPase activator activity
Source: RefSeq, a predicted model, not a curated record
GAAGUUUAAAAGGUGUUGCAAAUUCAUGGCAGCACUUUAUUUUACAGUAUGUACUUAAUGGGUUAGGGCUACCACCUAAAGAUUAAGCAGACAGGAGUACUUAAGAGUAAAUGCAUGUAUUGUUAAAAAAGUGCAACCAAAUGUAUCUCACUGGGAAAGUCUUUGUGUCACUUAUUACUACUUCUAUGAAGUGAAUUGUUACCCGUUGCGAAAGUCUUCAUGAAAUGAAGCACAACCUUAAAAAUGUAUGACAGUGUGCGCUAUGCCAGUCCCGCCCACACUCAGAUUCCUUUCUGUACCUGGAUUACUCUCGUUUAAACUAGCAGGUAUUUUAUUUGAAUACAGAUCUUAAACGUAUAUGUAUUGCUCUUGGUCUUUUUUUAUCCAGGCAGUAAACACUGUAGUUGUUUUUAAUUCAAUUCUUGCGGAAGAUCGUGUCGUUUCAUCCUCUGGCAUCGCUGCAACUCUCCGAGAUCGAGCUGACGCGCAUUCGAGUUUCGAGUGUGACUGAACCACCGCACAGACGAUCGACUGUUCUUCAAAUACAGCGGGACCACAUUCUCUGCAAUAAAACUACGUGUAAAACGGGAAACAGUAGUAAAUAUAUGUUUCUAAAACUAUUUAUCUUAUGGCAAAUCAUGAAAAGAACAAAAAGACGCUUCUAGAGUUGGCAAAGCUUACAGAGAACAGCAACUGUGCCGAUUGCGGAGUGCCAGAUCCAGACUGGGCUUCAUAUACACUGGGAAUAUUUGUGUGUCUGAACUGUUCAGGAACUCAUCGCAAUCUUCCCAGUGUGAGUCGCAUCAAGUCCAUACGCUUAGACUUCUGGGAUGAUGAGCUUGUGCAGUUCAUGAAGGCCAAUGGAAACGGUACAGCCAAAAACUUCUAUGAGAAAUGUAUCCCUGUCUUUUAUUAUCAGCCCCGGACAGAAGAUUGCGAGGUUCUGAAAGAACAAUGGAUUCGGGCCAAAUACGAAAGAAUGGAGUUUACAGAGCAAAAUAAAGAAAGACCCUAUACAGCAGGUGUAUAUAAGGGCAUGUUGUGGAAGAAAGGGAAGGAUAACGGACAGUUUCUUGAGAGGAAGUUUGUUCUUUCUGUGCACGAUUUUACCCUGAAGUACUACAAGGAUGAUGAAUCUAAAGGGCCAAAGGCCAUCAUCUCUGUGAAGGACCUCAAUGCAACAUUCCAGCCUGUAAAGAUAGGACAUGCUCAUGGCCUUCAAAUCACCUACUGUGUGGAUGAUCACACCCAAAAUCUUUUCGUUUACCAUAAAAAUGGACAGGAAAUUGUCAAUUGGUUUAAUGCAAUUAGAGCUAUUCGCCACACCUACCUGAAGACGGCCUGUCCUACAGCUAGUGAUGAAGAUGUAAAACCAUGGAUCACCAGAAACUAUCUAAAAGAAGGUUACAUGGAAAAAACUGGCCCACUGCAACGAGAGCCAUUCAAGAAAAGAUGGUUCGUCUUGGAUUACCUGGACAGAAAACUAAUCUAUUUCAAAACACAGCUGGAUGCUGGUGAGCUUGGGGUUGUUUUCAUUGGCUCAGAGCAACAUGGGUAUUCAGUGAGAGAGUGUGUGCCUAAAGGGACGAGAGGCAACAAAUGGAAAUGUGGGGUAAUUGUGGAGACGCCAGAUCGACAAUUCGUCUUUAUGUGUCAGCAAGAGCGCGAACAAAAGGAGUGGGUGGAGGCCUUGACAAAAGUCAUUUCAAAACCCAUGCUGCCACAGGAUUACACCACUGAAGCCAAUAUCCGGAGACGUAGAUGAAUUUAAAGAUGAGGACUCAGAGGACAACGCAUGAUUGGAAUCUGUCCCUUAAUCUAAUUUUAUCAACCUUGUUUAGAAAUCUAGGGUUAGAUCAGCUGAUCUUGGAUGAUCCCAGACAUCUUUUACUCAAAGGGAACCUGGGGCAGAAUAUGACUUCUAACUUUUGGAUAAAAAAUAAAAAACAACAGAUAAUAACUUGAGUGACCAUCUAUUUAAACGGAAGACAUUUCUGUAAAUGGCAGAAAGUCAGAGAAGACAACAGUGGUGGUGACGAACAAAUGGUUGAUUCUGCAUCAUGGGGUGGACUACUUUCUGAAGAUGGAUCUUGGCUAUUUAUAUAACAAGAGAUCCUUAAAGAUGCCAUGACCUGAAGCACAUCUUGGGCCUGCGACAUCUAAACCUGUGCGAGAGAACUGAUUAAGACUUGUUGAGAUUGAACUGUACUGUAUCUUAUCGAUACACAGAAUGAAAGUUCAUUAGCAAGGAUUAUUGUGCAUUGCCAUGUGCACUCAUGGUAAAGAAGAAUGGAAGAACAUGUAAGAGUUCUGGAAAUGAUGCAUAUGAACACAUUGGCUUAUAACUAAGUUUGGCUGUUUUUGUUGUCUAACUUAUAGUCAUUUUGUUUAAUAAACAUUGGCUAUUAAAAUUAAAAAGGUAAACAUUUAAAAGGUUUAUUAAAUGUCUGGUGUAAAUUGUUCAUUUAUAUAACAUAUACCUUAAAAUAGCGUAGUAAACUGUAUACUAUUAAUCUGAACUAAUAACUUAAUGCUUUCUGUUUUUAUAAGGGACAGGUUUUGUUUAUAGAUGUGGAAAUAUUAUUUAUAUUUAAAAAUAGUUUCAUUGGAAAUGUCAAAUUACAUAAC